UAGUCUGUAACGAAUACACAGGAAGCGAUGGUAGGGCCAAUAGGACGUCAAGGGUCAUCGUCAACAGCCCGUGCAGCCCAAAUACCAACGUUGAACGAACUCUUCAACGACGACGACGGUCUGGAAAGCAUGAGCGGAUCGCGCACGCCAAGUCUCAGCGAUGUCCCAGAAGAAAGCCUUACUCCCCCAGUCACCGUACCGAGUCCCAAUCUUCACUCGCCUUACCUCCAUGCUACCCACCAGGCGACAGCAUCGACCUCGACAUUUAAUGCAUCUGUGAGCAUCCCAGGUACGCCGCGCAUGUCGACAGGACCGAGGAAGCCCUCGAAUUUGCGCCCCAAUGGCGACCGCCCGCCACCGCGUUCCACUAGCGACAGCGUUGUCGGUAUAUCGAAUGGGUCUACUUCCUUGAAAAAGAGAGCUUCCAGUCCAGGGCAUGGUUCAAGUAGGGAUGGCAAGACUAUUAAGGGGAGGGAGCAAAAGAUCCGCAAUAUUCCUCGUCUCCCUCGCUCUGAUGAUAUUGAUCCUGCGCCAGCGACCAACAUGUACUGGAGUAAGGCGCCUGUGCAUGGUGCUCUUCCGAUGCGCAAUAUGCGCGCACAUAGCGUCACUCUUGUAGAAAGCUUGGCAUGGCUCUUUGGUGGAUGCGAUGAUAAAGGAUGCUGGAAGGAUGUCUAUUGUUUUGAUACCGAAACUAUGCAAUGGUCUCACCCUGAAAUGGUUGGUGAGGUACCGCCACCUUGCAGAGCACACACCGCAACUUUAGUGCAGCACAAAAUCGUUGUUUUUGGCGGCGGUCAAGGACCUGUAUAUUACAACGAUACUUAUAUCUUGGAUACCGUGGCCAGACGAUGGAUCCAUCCUACAUUUGAUCAUGUCCCCCCGGCUCCCCGUCGUGCUCAUACUGCGGUUCUCUAUAAUAGUAAAAUAUGGAUUUUCGGCGGAGGAAACGGCCUACAGGCCUUAAAUGACGUGUGGACACUUGACGUCGGAGUGUCGAUUGACAAAAUGAGGUGGGAGCAAGUAGAAACUACAGGUAAACCUCCCAAGCCGAGGGGAUAUCACACUGCCAACCUAGUUGGGAGUGUGAUGGUAGUCAUCGGAGGAAGUGAUGGAAAAGAAUGUUUUUCAGAUGUCUGGUGUCUCAAUCUUGAAACGUUGGUGUGGACUCAAAUUUCACUCCAAGUAUCUCACAGGCGUCUGUCGCAUACAGCAACUCAAGUAGGCUCAUACCUAUUCAUCGUCGGGGGUCACGAUGGUAGCUCCUACACCAAUGAACUCCUGUUAUACAACCUGGCAGUAUCUCUUCAGUAUGAACCUCGGCAAAUCUCCGGAAAAGCUCCUUCUCCUCGAGGGUACCACGUGACCUUAAUCGCUGACAGUCGGCUCUUUGUUUUUGGUGGUUUCAACGGGCACGAUGUAUACGACGACGUUCACAUUCUCGAUCUGGCAGGCGCAGCUUAUUUGCCACAAGUGAUGAGCUUUUCGAUCGAUGUUUAGGAGGUGGGGUGAUGAACACAAGUCAAGUUUAUGAUGUCGCCCAGGCCGGGCAAUUUUUUCUUGGUAUACUGUGAUAAUGGUUGACGCUUUUUGCUCAUGCAUAUAGUGACGUCUCGCAGAGCGGGUGUCCUAUUUCAUGCGUUUGGUUUCUUGUUAUGAUAAUAGAUGGUCUAUAAUGUUGUGAGCGUGAUGUUUACCCACCCGUAUUUACAGGUUCUACUAAAUAUCAAGUAGCCGUAGCACCGAAUAAAGUUCUUGAUAAUUUU
Messenger RNA from Serpula lacrymans var. lacrymans S7.9, 1766 nucleotides. RefSeq lists its product as uncharacterized. Gene Ontology annotation, molecular function: protein binding. Bases 28 to 1500 code for a protein of 490 amino acids. NCBI's taxonomy places the organism in Eukaryota, Fungi, Basidiomycota, Agaricomycetes, Boletales, Serpulaceae. The record is from RefSeq and is a predicted model, not a curated record. The transcript has 4 exons.